AUGGCAGUCUAUUAUUAUGCUUUGAACCCGAUAACACAAGUGGAAGUAGCUGUACAACAUACACUUCACCCCGGCUACUUAUGUGCUCUUUAUUUUCGUCCAUACACAAGACAAUUCAGACUUCAGAAUGGAGGUUUGCAUUGGAUCAUAGUCCACGAUUUAGAAAGAAAAGAUAUUCCUCCUUGUGCAAACGGAAUGAUGAUUUUCAAAAUGGAUAAGGAAGAACUCUCUGCUAUGCCUCAUCCCGGGAGCUUUCUCUUUCGAUCAAUCAAUGCAUAUUUUGAUGUCAUACCAAGCAACCAUUAUUUUUCUGAUUUUCUGCUUUAUAUUAUAGGCCAUGGCACUGGAAUGCUUCACAUGGACUACAGAACUGUUGGGUUCACUAUUUCCUGCAAUAUGGAAAGAUGUAGAUGGGUUUGUAGGCAUUGGAGAGCUUUGGUCUCAUCACAUGACUAUUUUAUCACCUUAUAUGAUGAUCUCAGUAGAGCUAGUAGACCCCUGAUUCUCUUACAGGAUUAUUUGACUAUCAAGCACGGGCAAGAUCUUUAUGUUGUUGGUGAAAACCUUAAUAAUAAGAAGAAGGUCGCCUUCAAGCAACUAUAUCUCAGACCUGAGCUUAUGAUUAAUAAAUAUUGGGAUCACCAACUUGUUCUUACGUACUCUUGUCAAGGAGUUCUUCUGUUUGGUGACUUGAAGUGGCAGUCUACUUAUUAUGCUUUUAACCCGAUAACACAAGAAGAAGUAGCUGUACAACAUACACUUCACCCCGGCUACUUAUGUGCGCUUUAUUUUUGUCCAUACACAAGACAAUUCAGGCUUCUUUAUGCCCAAGUACGAGGCAGUUGUUGUCAGUAUUUUGUAUAUAUUUUUAGGAAGUGGACAUGGAGGAAAAUUCGCUCGUCCUCCUCUUUCAACUUUUUGUCAUCUGGUGACACUCCAGCAGUUGUGAGUGGAGCAUUGCAUUGGAUCAUGGACCACGAUUUAGAAAAGAAAGAUAUUCCUCCUUGUGCAAACGGAAUCAUGGUUUUCAGAAUGGAUAAGGAAGAACUCUCUACUAUCCCUCAUCCUGGAAGCAUGUGCAACUCAAAGCGAAGGCAUCGAACUAUGACUCUUUUGGUGAAGGAUGAUAGUUUGUGUUUCUGUAACUUGCUUAUCUCUAACUAUGUAGUGGAUAUAUGGAUCUUGAAGGACUAUGAAAUGCGUAUAUGGAUCAAAAGGUACAAUAUUGAUCUCUGUGAUGAGAGAAUUUUCCCUUUUAGUUUGUAUUUCAUGGAAAUUUCAUCCCUUACCAGCGACAUUUGUGGGCGGAUANUAAUAAUUAAGCAUAAAAUU
Nicotiana tabacum (common tobacco) is the source of this 1332-nucleotide messenger RNA. NCBI's taxonomy places the organism in Eukaryota, Viridiplantae, Streptophyta, Magnoliopsida, Solanales, Solanaceae. The record is from RefSeq and is a predicted model, not a curated record.